AUGCCACAGUCUGCACUACGGGCUGCGUCGCGGACUGCGUCAUGCUCCAACCCGAAGAAUGAAAAGAAGAAGAAGGGGAAACAACCGCAGGCACAGAGGAGGUUGCCGGCAGAACUGGCGAAGAAAGUGAAGCCCCCGCCAGUGCCCAAGUGCGCAGCGUCCAUAUUUCGGCAUCACCACGUCAUCAAGGCGUACCGACCAGCGUCUCCGUCAACUGGAGGCACACGGCCAUCGCCCCAGCAACAACAACAACAGCAACACCACCAGCAGCAGCAGCCAGUGUUCAAUGUACUCAUUCUGUUGCAUGAUGGGGAAGGGACUGAGCAGGAGAUGGCCACGCUGGCCGCGCGCAUGCAGCUGUCCCAUUUCCACUGCAUCUCCGUCGCUGCUGACAGCCUUCAAGACGAUCCGCUGCAGCCAACAGAAUCUCACCCACAGGACAGCCGCGAGCCCUUGUUGUUUGUGGAUGACGGCCCGUGGUUUGGAACCCGCCAGCAGCAGCCAGGAAAGGUGACAGUUCUGCAGUCGUGCACACAGCGUUUGCUGCGCCUGGUGGACAGCCUGGUUACUCAAGGCUACAGCCCAAAGGGUAUCUUUCUCCUGGGCAUUGGGCAGGGUGGCAUGGCGGCGUGCCAGUGUGCCCUGUCUCUUGUGCGGCAACACCUGCACAAUGGCACACGCGGCAGCGACGCUCCAAAGCAGACAACGGAAAACGAUGGUGGUGGUGACGGCAGCGCCGUUGGACCAGACCCGCACCUGCCGGCUGCGCGGGUGGUGCGGGACGUGCAUGCGCUUAGGCAGCAGUGGGGCGCAGACGUGACGCUUACGGAGACGCCAGAGGCAGCGGUGCUGUCGCCGACGGCAAUGCGGGCCAUCUUCGGCUUCCUUGGGCAGCACAUGCGCACGGUGUUGCAGCACCUGGCAGACGCGGGGGAGCUUGUGCACGUCGCAUCUUGA
Salpingoeca rosetta is the source of this 957-nucleotide messenger RNA. RefSeq lists its product as uncharacterized. The transcript has 2 exons. Bases 1 to 957 code for a protein of 318 amino acids. Lineage: Eukaryota; Choanoflagellata; Craspedida; Salpingoecidae. The record is from RefSeq and is a predicted model, not a curated record.